CAAACUCCGUACAAUUGAAACCAGCAAUUUUAGUUAAAAUAAUUACUCCAUUAACUAGUAAUAGUGAAGACUAUUUCAGACACAUAGACAUGUAGACAAUUUUUGUGCUUUCGCUUUCCCUAAUUAUAUCAUUUGAUACUUUCUCUUUUUUCCUUCAGAUGCCUUUGUGUGUAUAUAGCAUAUUUAUGUAGAGUAAGUUCACACAAAUAUAAACUUACAUAAACUCCUUGCUUAAUUUAUCUUACUCUACUUUUCGUCUUUAUAAGAGAGAGAAUCUAGGGUUUUUCGUCUUCUUAUAUUUUCUGGUUAAGGUUACAAGGUAUUCGUUUAACUUUCUUUGGGUUCUUGAUAAGAAAUGGGAAGGGGAAGAGUUCAGUUACGGCGGAUCGAAAACAAGAUAAGGAGACAAGUGACAUUUUCAAAGCGAAGAACGGGUUUGGUAAAGAAAGCUCAAGAGAUCUCAGUGUUAUGUGAUGCUGAUGUUGCUUUAAUUGUCUUCUCCCCAAAAGGCAAGCUCUUUGAGUACUCUGCUGGUUCAAGCAUGGAAAGCAUUCUUGAUCGAUAUGAGAGAAGUUCCUACGCUGGUCAAAAUAUUCCUACCCCAAGUUUGGAUUCACAGGGUGAGUGCUCAAUAGAAUGUUCGAAGCUCUUGAGGAUGAUUGAUGCUAUGCAAAGAAGCUUAAGGCACUUAAAAGGAGAAGAGGUUGAUGCUCUAAGUAUCAGAGAGCUACAGGGUCUGGAGAUGCAACUUGAUACUUCCCUCAAGAGAACUCGCUCUAGAAAGAACCAGCUCAUGCUAGAGUCCAUAGCACAGCUCCAUAAAAAGGAGAAGGAACUCACAGAACUGAAGAAACAACUAACAAAGAAGGUUGAUCAAAGAGAAGACAUUGAGCCUCAAAACCUCAGCCAAGGGUUAGCCUCAUUGGCAGCGCCACCAUGUGAGCCACCGCAACCGUUGCCCGGACCUAUAUCUCCCAAUCCUCCUUUACCUCUUGGGAACAUCUCGCAAAGGAAUGAAGUUGGAGAAGUAGAUAGUGGAACCCUAAUAAUUCGACCAAAAAAUACAACAUUGCCGCACUGGAUGCCCCGGCUCACUGGAGAAUAGAGGUCCAAAGGCCAUCUCGGUUUGUUAUUUUCAGUACUUAAUAUCUACUUACCUAGUAAGGAAAUAACUUCUCGGUUUAAGUUGAACCAAAUCCCGGAUAACCGGCAUAAUUAAGAUGUUUUAAAGUUUUCAAACUUCGAAACGAAUUUUAUAAAAGUGUGUAUCUUGAAUGUAAUGUUGUAUAUUUUAUUAAUGAUGGUAGCUUAUAUUUUGUGAAUUUA
Molecule: messenger RNA, 1326 nt
Organism: Eruca vesicaria subsp. sativa (arugula)
Lineage: Eukaryota; Viridiplantae; Streptophyta; Magnoliopsida; Brassicales; Brassicaceae
Source: the annotation of a GenBank genome assembly